This is a messenger RNA of Macrobrachium nipponense, 5451 nucleotides long. RefSeq lists its product as uncharacterized. The transcript has 11 exons. The coding region runs from base 86 to 4309 and encodes 1407 amino acids. Gene Ontology annotation, cellular component: ciliary inversin compartment. Gene Ontology annotation, molecular function: protein binding. The record is from RefSeq and is a predicted model, not a curated record. Gene Ontology annotation, biological process: protein localization to ciliary inversin compartment. Lineage: Eukaryota; Metazoa; Arthropoda; Malacostraca; Decapoda; Palaemonidae.
AUCGGUUAGUUACACCCAACCUCUCUCAGAGCUACAACGAUUUAAAAGUUAAUGUUAUGGAGCUGCAAAAUCUCCAGCAAGCAGCAUGAAAUCGUGGAUUUUCUUGUUUAUCUUGUCCAGUGUUCUCAUGGUCAAGUCUAUCACCAUUGAUUAUAGUUGCCAUCCCAAAACCGAGUGGAAGAGCGAGUGGCUGGGUUCCAACGCCUCGAUUAGGACGUGGAUCGAGGAAACCGCCGAUGCCCUAAGCCAUCACUUCGCGAAAAACCUGACGAUUCAUUACACAUUCAAAGGAUAUAAAAAGACGAUGAACUAUGACCUCAUCACGAUUCAUCGCUCGGGAGUCGAAAUCAUCAAGAUGCGAAACGGAAGUAAUACUAUGAAGAACGAAAAUUUUUCAGAACCCUUGGGCAUCGGAUGGCAAGAAUUCCGUUUGACCUCUUCCACCUCAGCGACGGAACUGUGGCACCAAUCGGUCAAACUCGUCUCGGUAGAAAAGGAAUUUUCCUUCAGUGAGCUAACUGUUGACGGCAGCAACGUUACCGGUAACUGCCCUAGAAAUGAAUUACAGUGGUUUGUGACUUCUAGGGAACAGGCGAUCAUUCCAGCGAAUUUCGAGCAGGGAACUCAAACAGUCAGUUUCUACUCGAAUUCCAAAUUUUACCCCAAAAUUAGUUUGACGGAGUCUAAGUUCGCGAUCCUUGGCUGGAAUGGAUCUUCGAUUAUGGAAAAUGAAACCAUAGCAAGCGCUCAUCGGGGUCCUCUCCCGGAAGCUACCGAACAUCGAGUGUCCAUUUCUUGCAAGAAAAAUGGACACCGCAUUCUUUGUGCUGUGGAGACAGAACAGAAUUCAGGGGUUGUGAAGAACCUCUAUGUAAGAUCAAUGCCCAGCGCUUUGCAUGUAUCAACUGAGAGCGAUGGGAAGAUCGUGGUCCUACUUUAUCUACCACAAACCCAGGAUCCAGAGAAGGCCCGGGGACCUGUGCUAACAACUCCGAGUGAAACAUCCACAAUGGAGAAUGAAUCUAAUAACAACGAAAUACCUUGUAUUGUCACCAUUUCAGUACUUCUGUUAGUACUGUUAUUUCUUGGCCCAACAGUAUGGUAUUUUUACAGGCGGUCAACAUCGAGAAGAAAUAAAUAUGAGUCUGUACAACCAGAUGAACCUGACAGUAAUUCGUGUAGGUUGUCUUUCACAACACCUGUGAAACUAAGUUUGUGGGGAGCAGUGGAAAAAAAUGAUGUGAGGCUGGUCGAAGAUCUGCUAAAUCAGGGGGUUGACCCAUACAAAAUUGAAGAAGACAGGCAUACCACCGCUUAUAUGGGAGCCCACAUUUUAGGUUACACGGAAAUACUACAAGUUAUGCAACGUUAUCGAGCAAGACAGGAUAUUACUUUUGAAGAUUUAAUUAAAAAUAUUAUACUGGAACUGCGAAAUGAAGAAAGGGGAAUGUUUGAGGCAGCCAGAAGUGGAAGGUACUCAUCACCCUAUAACGGAGUGGAGACGCUGCUGAAAAAAUAUUCCUUCCCAGUGACCAUCUCUGACAAAAAUGGGCGCUCAUUCAUCCAUUAUGUUGCAUCAGCCUCUUCGGAGAACGGCCUUCCUGCCUGGAGAAAAGAGGAGAUCAGCCUCCUGCUUUCUAACCCCGAGCAUUACAUAAAUGCAGUUGAUUUUCAAGGAAAUACGGCUCUCCAUUGCUUAGCAUCAAGACCUAAGAACAGUAACGAAAAUGCACAAUUCCGGUGGAAUGGCCCACCGAUGACACUGGAAAAUAUUUGGCUAGACAUGGCCAAAUUAUUUCUCAAUCACUGUUCUGAUCCAAGAAUUGCAAAUCAUCUAGGUGUUUUGGCCAACGAGAUUGCUACAGACAAUGGGCAUCAUGAACUUGCGGUUUUACUCGAGAAGAAAUGUGAGGAACUGGGAGAAACGGACCUUGAAACAACACACCAUUUUGAAGAGUUGGUAGAUGCUGCAAGAAAAGGAGAGACAUUAGAAAUUAUAUCACUUUUAAAUAGAGGUGUGCCUCUUCUGCCUGUCUAUGCACGUGCUGAUCCUCUGGUGGAAGCCAUUCGAUAUAAUCGAAGGAACACAGUCAUCCUACUGAUAGGCGCAGGGGCUCCACUUGCUAACCAAAAUAUCGGCAAUGUGACACCUCUCGAAGCAGCCCAUACCACCGCCGGAUCUCUAGCCAUUAUCCCAGCUCUCGUAAGAAAGGUAUACUGUGACAGACUUCGCGAUGAAGGAUCGAGAAUAAUCCUUGAACAUGCAGAUACAAUGAAAGCUUUUAUGAACAGUGUCAUUACUGCUGGUUGGAAAGCUAAGUGGGAAUUCAAUUCUAAUACAGGGGAAGAAGAAACAAACAAAGAGGCUCAAGAAUUGUUAUUGCAGGCAGUGGAAAAAGGUUGUUACCUAUUUUGCCAGGUGUUAUCGCAGGAAGAUGUACAUCUGCAUUCACCAAAUAAAGAAAGUAAUGCUUUUUGUAAAGCAGUGGAAAAUAAGCAAGUGCACACACAACUUUCUUUAUGUAGAGAUCUGAGAAUGUCCCCAAUGACAUUUACUUCAUCAGCUCUCGAAUCGCUUAAUAAAGAUCUUAGAAAAUGUAUUCUGAAUGGACAGUUCAGAAUCCUCAGAAAUACUGUCCUUUAUGGGAGAUUAAAAAUUAACAAUGAAGAGUGCAAACAAAUUCUUGAUAUUUGGGAACACAAAAAAUCCACAGAAAUCGUGCAGCCACCAGACACGUUAUUGUACACUAUAGUCCAAAAAGGACUAGAUGUCAUACUGUACGUCCUUAUGACGAAGUGCAAAUCUUUUGAUAUAAACAAGGAAAUUGACUUCUCCAAGAGCACUCUCCUCCAUGUUGCAGCCAUGAAUGGACAAAUCAAUAUGAUUGAGUUCCUACUUUUCCGCAAGGCGAAGCUUGAUCUGGUAACAGUAGGUGGGUAUACAGCGGCUCAUCUUGCCGCCCUUGGGGGUCACAAAGAGGCCCUUUUAUAUAUUGAAGAACACACGAAGAAGAACAAAAUUAAUGUAAAUGUUGAAUGUAAAUGUCAAGUAGGGCUCACUCCAUCAGAACUUAUGGCUAAUUAUUCUACAGUUUGCAAGAGUCUCACACUCCCCGUAAUGUCACAUGAAGAUGCACUUACUGUCAUGAAUGCAAAAACGAAUUCUGAAAAGGCCUAUGAGAUACUGAAAAGGAAAGGAGAAGCACUGAACAUAACCAAUCCACAAGCUUUGUUUGACUGUGUGGAAAAAAAUACCUUAUCCAGUGAGGACAUGAUUUGCAUCUUGAAAACAAUCAGAGAAGAAGUUGGCAAGAUCUGCAAUGGCCUAAAAAAUUCUGACUUUGGUGGAAAUCUGUCACUCAUGGGGCCAUUGCAAGAGGAAACUGAAAUAUUUACAUUGCAAGAGGAAACUGAAAUAUUUAAUGUCUCAGAUGUACAUUUCACUUUAGAACUGGAGGCAUUUCAUUGCUUGGAUCACACUGCAACUGUAACUUAUGAAGAAAAAGCAAACAACAACCUUUCCACAUUCGUACUUCGUCAUAAUUCAAAACCAGAACUUUUCAAAGGAACCAAUUUUAUUUGGGAAUUUUCUAAGGCUAUGGAAACUGCUCUUCUAAGCUAUAAGAGUUCACCAGAUGAAAUCUCUUUAUGCUCCCCAUUUCUCACCACUCGUCUUUCUGAAGUGUCUUUCUGUCUGCUCUUGAAAAAGGAUGAAUAUUUCAUAAAAAUUGCUGUGCACGUGCUGCCCGUCAUAGCGAUUUCCUUUCCAAAGGAAAACAGAAUCAAGGAAGGUUACGAGGAAUAUAUCAAAAGCAAUAAUGGUAAGGCACAGAUUUGCCUUCUUAACUCUGAUGACUCUGAUGGAGAGUGGAUCUUUCAUCCACACCUUUUUGAAAAGUAUAUAUUUCAAAACCUAAAUGAAAGCCAAAGAAAGGUCAGAACAGCAUGUCACCUUAUUUCAAAGCUCCUGAAUCCAUGGCCAUGGGCUCCUCCUUUCAGAGCAAAGCAUUUUAUCAGACCAUGGCACACAUUAUCUGUGGGGGUUGAAUUUCUUCAGCCAGAAGCUGUCAAUUCUCUCUUCCUGAAGGAGUGUACCAAAAACAGUUCUCCUUGGACGGAUGAUACGGUGUUCCAAAAACUUCUCUCCUUAUACCAACAUGCAGCUGAAAAAGAUUCCUUGGGGACGUGGACUGUACAUGAAACUAUUGAAUCUUCAAUUUUCCUUCGAGUAUAUUAUGAAAACUAUGACUCAGUUUGUGGUGUAAUAAGAUAUUUGGAAUACUUGAAAAACGAAAGGGAUCAUACAUGAUUUGAAGGAAAAGAUAAGACAAUCAAGGCUCUGCUGGUGUGACAGGCUUCUGAGAGCAGUCUGUACUUUUUUCGAAAAAUCUGUCAACUACUAUUCGUCACAAUUUGUUACACCACUGCUCAGGAAAGAAAGAAAGAGAACAAAAUGGAAAAAUCAGAAAAACAUUGUCUGUACAGAAGAGUAUGACUUUCAAUUGACACUUUUAAGUAAAUCUGGGUAAUUCAUUGGUCAGCAAUCCAAGAUUUUUAGAUGGUGACGCGCCUCCAGCACACGAUCAAUGAAGAUCUAAUGCACUAAACUGGCUGGCAUGUCCACAACCUUGACUUAAUUUAAAGAAAUUAAAGAGCAAUUUUGAUUUAGUGAAGUUUCUAUUGUUUGAGACUUUGAAUUCAACAAACAUUCUAUACAGAAACCAGUGAUGCUUUCCAGUUUGUGGGAAUGGUGUUUUGAAUGUGACUGAAAAAGACUGGAUUUUGUAACCAGAGUUUUGUUUCUUACGUACGUGUAAUCAUUUUUUAAAACAAGCAUUUCCGUGUGGAACAAAGGGAUGGACAUCAACUGAGCAGCUAAAUUUGAAAGAUGCUCGUGACUCACAACCCAGUGGUAUUUGAGGACCUAAAAGUACCUACUAGCUGUGAAAUCUCAAUGUUUCUUAUUUGUGAUUUUCGUGAACACAAAUCUCUGACUUCCUAUGGAAAACCUCUAUAGCAUAGGAAUAGACGUUCUACUCUCAUUCGUUUGAUUCUGGCAAAGAGGUGAGCUGAUGCCAACACUACUUGUCAUUUCCUCCAGUUACAAAAGGGAGGUUCAGUCAGAUACCUACGUACAUAGUCCGAACGGGAAUUUAAGUUACUGGAGUAGUGAUUCAAGCAGCUCUAUGGAAUUUUAAUAUUGUCUUAGUUUUUUCAGUCGCGUUUCCAUAUAAACACCGCUCUUCAUUUACUUUUCAGUCACUUUUAUUCGCUAAAGUUUAGCAAGUCAUAAAAUGAAACAGGUUAUAGAUAUCCAUUCUCGAGCGGACUUUCGCUCUAAGUCGAGGUGAAAUACCACAGAAAAAUGAUAGCCAGAAAUCCAAGCGCUUGGAUUUCUAUCAUUUUCCUGUGGUAUUCGCUUAUUGAAUAAAAUCACGUGCAUCUGCUGUG